Molecule: messenger RNA, 2709 nt
Organism: Corylus avellana
Lineage: Eukaryota; Viridiplantae; Streptophyta; Magnoliopsida; Fagales; Betulaceae
Source: RefSeq, a predicted model, not a curated record
UCUACUUAAGUGGGUUGAUUAAAAUGCAAUCCUUUUAUCAGGGGAUAUAUGAGACAAAGGUGCCAUUGGAGUUUAAUGCUAUACUCCAGAUUGGUUGUGUAUGUAAGGUGGACAAAACAGCUAAGAAACGAAAUGUUCAGGAUGGCUGGAGUCUGAGUGAACUUCACAUGAAAACUACAACAGAAUGUUCUUAUCUGGAACAAUCUAUCUCUUUCUUUUACUUGUAUCACAGCAUCUCUGAAGGCCGAGCUAUCUAUAUUGGGUAUUUUCCUGCAUCAAGAACAAUAUCUGUUUUGGUGGUUAAUCCUUAUCAAAAUAAAGAUUUAUCACCGUCAUUUCUUGAGAAACAAUUCCGUGAAGCUUGCCAAGCUGUUUCUGUUGAACCACCUCCUCCCAGUAAUGGUGUCAUUGUCAAGGUGGAUUAUGUUGGCUAUGUCAAGGAUGCUGAAAAGAUUUUGCAAAGAGCAAUAAAUGAGCACAAACAUGAACAUCAUGGGCCUACAAUUGCUGUUAUUGAAUGCCCAAAUGCUCAAUCAAUGAAGUUAGGCAUACGAGCUCUAGAUGAUUUCCCAUGUGUGAACAUUCCUUCCAAUGCUCGUGAUAGUCACUAUCAGGUUCUUGGGUGGCAACAAGUGGCUGCAAAAAUUGGAAUGCAACGGUGUGCAGCAUCCUCCCUGUGGUUGAAUGAGAGAAUCUCUCUCUCAAGAUAUGCCCAUGUACCAGUAGGGAAUUUUGAACUUGACUGGCUCAUUUUUACAGCAGAUAUCUUCUUUUCAAGAGCAUUACGUGAGCAGCAACAGUUACUUUGGAUAUCUGAUGAUGGUGUUCCAGAUCUGGGAGGCAUUAAUGAAGAAGAUACCUGUUUUGCUGAUGAAGUCCAUCAACCAGUCCUUACAUAUCCUGGCGCAUAUAGAAAAAUAACUGUGGAGCUAAAGAUUCAUCACCUAGCUGUAAAUGGUCUUUUGAAAAGCAACCAAGUGAAUGAAAUGGAAGGUGGUGCUUUGUUUGGAUAUGACCAGGAGAUGAAUUCUGGAGCACAUGUUCUAAAUGAACAGGGUGGCAUUGAUGAGGAUACCUCAUGUGCACCUGCAUUCCGUGUUCUGAAACAAUUGAUCCAAAGGUGCCUUGCUGAUGCAGUCACAUUUGGAAAUGUAUACGCUGAUGCAAUAUUGCAACAUCUAUAUCGAUGGCUCUGCAGUCCACAAUCAAAACUUCAUGACCCAGCUCUUCACCGCAUACUUCACAAGGUGAUGGUAAAGGUGUUUGCACUAUUGUUGGCAGAGUUUCGGAAAUUGGGUGCCACAAUUGUUUUUGCAAACUUCUCGAAGGUUAUUAUAGACACAGGCAAAUUUGAUCUCUCUGCUGCCAAAGCUUACUGUGAUAGCUUGCUUAAAACAAUACAAACCAGAGACCUUUUCGAGUGGAUUGAGCUUGAGCCACAGAACUUCUGGCAUUCCCUGCUUUUCAUGGAUCAGUAUAAUUAUGGUGGAAUUCCGGCCAAAGCUGAUGAUAUCAUACACGAGGAAUCUGAAGUGGAUAUUGUGUCGAGCUGGAAUAUUGCUGAAUACUUACCCAAGAAAAUUCAGGACCAUUUUGUUUUUAUUGUCUCUCAGUUUAUGUAUAUUCCCUGGAGCUAUGCACGAAAGCAAGCUGCAAUAAGAACCUCUUUGCCAGAUGGCAACUCAUGCACCCCAUCGGUAACUGUUACAGCUGCUGAGAGUUUCGAAUCACAUAUGACAGAAUAUCUUAAAGGGCAGAUCAGCUCUUACUUCACAGACAAACUUCUGGGUAUUGUUCGCGAUACCAUUCUUCAUAUGAAGGGGAUGAACAGAACUGAAAAUGACCAGCAUAUAUCUUCCGGGCUCCCACAAGUCACUGAUAAAAUCCACAAAGGGGAUGCUGCGCUCGAGUUCAUUAAGCAUGUCUGUGCUGUUCUGGCCCUAGACCAAAAUGUUCAACAUGAUGUUCUGGUCAUGAGAAAGAAUCUGUUAAAAUAUGUACAUGUGAGAGAGUUUGCUCCAGAAGCUGAGUUUCAUGAUCCUUGCCCAUCCUUCAUCUUACCAAAUGUCAUUUGCAGCUACUGCAACGACUGCAGAGACCUGGACUUAUGCCGUGACUCAGCUUUACUGGCUCAGGAGUGGCGCUGUGCUGUGCCACAAUGUGGCCAGCCUUAUGAUGGUGAGAUCAUGCAGAAUGCUCUUCUUCAAAUCGUACGACAGAGAGAACGUCUCUACCACUUGCAGGAUCUGGUGUGCCUUCGGUGCCAACAGGUGAAAGCUGCACAUUUAGCCGAGCAAUGUGCAUGCGCUGGCUCAUUUAGGUGCAAAGAAGAUUUGAGUGAGUUCCGGAGUAAGAUGCAGGUUUUCUUGAACAUUGCUAUUCAUCAGAAAUUUCAACUUCUCCAAGAGUGUACCUCAUGGAUUUUAGAACUUCGAUAACUGUUCUCCUUUGCUUUUCUAUAUGCUCGUUUAGAUUCGUGACAAAAGAUAACUGAAAUGGCAGAGAUUAAAAUUAUAAUAUUAGGUUUAACCCCACUUUUUCCUUCUGGGUUUCCAGAGGAAGAGGCAGAGAGGGAUGGCUAGAGGAGAUCCUGGUUAAUUUAAUUGUAUAGUGUUUUGGUGUAAUCGUGUAAGAUAUCAGAAAGCUGUACAUGACUUUGAAAUGAUUCAUUCAUCAAUGAAAUAUGUGUACAUGGUGUACAAUCCUUGA